UGUGGCAUCAAGACCAUAUGUGCCUGCCCAAAAAUGCAGUGUGGGAGGCUGCCCUGUGGCUCUUUAUCUUUAAAGUGUGUGACACAGGAGUUUUCUGGUCUGAAACCUUUAUGAGAACCUUGCCUGAUGCUGCCCUUCAUGCCAUCUGAUGUAAUCCAGGUACAUAAUUGCCAAAAGUUCAUGGAGAGGUUUAUUGACAAAGCCCAUUGACCAAAUGUAACUGAGAGGAGUUUCUCCCUUGAGUCUUUUUAUCCAUGAACUUGGAGGAAAUCCUGGCACCUGGGGUGAAGAGGAUGAAUCACAAACAUGUUUUCUUUCCUGUAUUUUGCACCUGGCAGAAGACCUGAGCUGCAAAGCCUGAGGGCAGAAAGGGUUUACGAUUCCCCCAUAGACAAAUGGACAGCUGGUGGAAAAAGUCAGAUGGAGCAGUAUUAAAGUGGCUUGAUUCAAGGAAUCACACACACACACACACACACACACACAUGCUAUAUGUAUGCACCUGCAUAACCCUGCACGUUCCACUGUGGUUGUGUCCUAGGGUUUUUCUCAGACUCUGAAAAUGUUUCCUUGGAUUUUUCUGUUGCUUUUUCUGCAGCUAUAUCUCCUUGUGAUUUGUCAGGAUGGUCCCAAGUGCUAUUCCGAGAUUGAACGGAGUUUUUACAAGGAUGGAGACAUUGAGAUUGCUUCCUUUUUCCCCAUUUACAUACACCUCGUUAACAGAAUCAUGAAUAUUUUCCAAAGAGAUCUCACAUUCAUCCGGUUUCAAUCCAAAAACUACCAAUAUGUUCUGGCCUUGGUUUUUGCUAUUGAGGAGAUCAACAAGAACACCCAGCUUUUACCCAACAUGACAUUGGGAUUUGAUCUCUAUAAUGUCAUGCACAGUGACAUGAUGGUGAUGGAGAAUCCCUUCAUCUGGCUUGCGGGAAUGGAAAAGCAUGUUCCCAAUUACACGUGUAGGAAACAGAGCAAGUCUGUAGCCAUAAUAUCAGGAACAAGCAUUGCUGUCCAAAUGGGGACACUCCUGGAACUCUACAAAAUUCCACAGCUGACUCUUGGAUCUUUUGAACCUCUUCUGAGUGACAGUGCUCAGUUUCCUUCCAUCUAUCAGAUGGCCCCCAAAGACACUUCUCUGGCCCGUGGCAUGGUCUCCUUGAUGCUUCAUUUUAGCUGGACCUGGGUGGGUUUGGCCAUCUCAGACCUCCCAAAAGGUAUUCAGUUUAUGUCUGAUUUGAAAGUCGAGAUGCAGAAGAAUGGCAUCUGUGUAGACUUUGUGGAAUUCAUCCCAGUCACUGAGGAGUCACGUAUUUCACUCCAGAAUAGGUUUCAUAUCCAGAUCCUAAAAUCAUCAGCAAAUGUGGUGAUUCUUUUCUGUGACACUGAUUCACUCAUAGGUGUCAGCUUUCCAACAUGGAAACGUGUAAUGACAUGGAAAGUCUGGGUCACCACCUCACAAUGGGAUUUUGCCAGCGAUGAGCAUCAUAUUCUGCUCCACUCAUUCCAUGGGACUCUCAUUUUUUCACACCACCAUAGUGAGAUCUCUGGUUUCAAAAACUUUCUUCAGACAAUUAACCCUUCCAAAUACCCAGAAGACUUUUACCUCUCUACAUUCUGGUCACUAUAUUUUGAUUGCUCAGUUACUGGGCCAUCCUGCAAAACCUUGAGAAACUGUCCACUGAAUGCCUCCUUGGAAUCCUUGCCUUUUCAUCAUUUUGAUAUGAGCAUGAGUGAUGGGAGUUACAACAUAUACAAUGCUGUGUAUGCUGUGGCCCACAGUGUACAUGAGAUGCUUCUACAAGAGUUAGAAAUGCAGCCAGUGAGCAAUGGGGAAAAGGUGGAAUUUUCUCCUUGGCAGUUGCACCCGUUUCUCAAGAACCUCCAACUUACCAAUCCUGCGGGUGACCUGGUGAAUUUGAAUCACAUGAGGAAUUUGGAAGCUGAAUAUGACAUUCUCAACUUUCUGAAUUUUCCAUAUGGUGUUGGACAUAAGGUUAAAGUAGGACAGUUUUCCCCGUAUGUUCCACAGAGCCAACAGUUGUCUCUCUCUGAGAAUUUGAUAGAGUGGGCCACAGGAAUUACAGAGACUCCACGUUCAGUAUGCAGUGAGAGUUGCAGCCCUGGAUUCAGGAAAGCCCCUCUGGAGGGGACGCCUACCUGUUGUUUUGAUUGCACACCUUGUUCUGAGAAUGAGAUUUCCAAUCAGACAAAUAUGGACCAGUGUGUGAAGUGUCCAGAUCUUCAGUAUGCCAACACAGAGCGAAACCAGUGCUUCCACAAAAGAGUGACCUUUCUGUCGUUUGAAGAUGCCCUGGGGAUGACCCUGGUCUGCACAGCUCUGUGCUUCUCUGUCCUCACCGUUGUUGUCCUUGGGGUCUUUGUGAAGCACCGAGACACUCCCAUAGUCAAGGCCAACAAUCGUUGUCUCAGCUACGUCCUGCUCAUCACCCUCAUCUUCUGCUUCCUCUGCUCCUUAGUGUUCAUUGGUCGUCCCAACAAAACCACCUGUGUCCUCCAGCAGACCACAUUUGGAGUGGUAUUCACUGUGGCUAUUUCCACUGUCCUGGCCAAAACUAUCACUGUGCUUCUGGCCUUCAGGGUCACUGGCCCAGGGAGAAGAAUGAGACACUGGCUGAUAUCAGGGUUACCUAACUCCAUUAUUCCCAUCUGCUGCCUGAUCCAACUGGCUCUCUGUGGCUUCUGGCUUGGGACUUCUCCUCCCUUUAUUGACACAGAUGCACACUCAGAGCAUGGCCACAUCAUCCUGGUGUGCAACAAGGGUUUGGUCACUGCCUUCUACUGUGUCCUGGGCUACCUGGGUUCCUUGGCCCUGGCCAGCUUUACUGUGGCUUUCCUAGCCAGGAAUCUGCCUGACACCUUCAAUGAAGCCAAGUUCCUGACAUUCAGCAUGCUGGUGUUUUGCAGUGUGUGGGUGACCUUCCUGCCUGUCUACCACAGCACCAAGGGGAAGGUCAUGGUGGCUGUGGAGGUCUUCUCCAUCUUGGCCUCCAGUGCAGGGCUCCUGGGCUGCAUCUUUGUUCCCAAGUGCUACAUUAUUCUCUUCAGACCUGAGCAGAAAGCUUUGAAAGUAUUAAGGGAUAGAAUAAUUUCCAAGGAAACAGAUGUUCUCAGGAGUAGCUCUUAG
Molecule: messenger RNA, 3139 nt
Organism: Oryctolagus cuniculus (rabbit)
Lineage: Eukaryota; Metazoa; Chordata; Mammalia; Lagomorpha; Leporidae
Source: RefSeq, a predicted model, not a curated record